GCCGGAGAUUUUGAGGAAGGCGUGGAAAAUUACAGAAAUAUUUUUUUUUGUGUUGUGUCUUCUCUGCUCUCUCGCCAUUGCCGCCGCGGCGCCGCCUCCUCCUCCUCUUCUUCCCCCGCUGGUCCGGCGAAUACGGCGGCAAGCCGGCGCCGGUGGAGACGGGGUAGCGUCCGGCGCCAGACUGCGCCGACCUGGGUGACCGACUGAAGUUGAAGGUGAAGGAAAGGGGACGACGACGACGUCAGGUGUGGAGGAAGUGACUUGCAAGGUUGCCGGCGCCGCGUCUUCCUUCGGAGUUCGUACUCGAGGGGCGUCUUCCUCCCUAGAGGAGUGUACGCUUCUUCUCCCGGCCUCUACGGCAGAGGUAGUAGUAGUACUAGCCCAAGAAGAGGAAGAGCAAGACGAAGCUGGAGGUGGAAUCCUCCCGCCGGCGACGAGAGGCCGCUCUAGAUCGACAUGGACGCGCAAAUGGCGGCCGCGGCGGCGCACCACCCGCUGCCGCAUCAGCAGAAGGCGGCCAACCUGGCCCGCACCUUCACCAAGCUGCUCCGCCGCAAGCGCGCUGACGCUGUCGCCGCCGCCACCGCGGUGGGAGAGCCCGGUGUGCCCGAUGCGGCCGCGGCGUCUGUGGUUGGAGAUGAGUACGAGUGCUCCGUCGAGGCGGCGGCGGCGGGUGUGCCGUCGUUGAGCAAGCUGAAGCUGUCCGGUAACCUUGGCGCGGCGUAUUCGCUCGACGCGUUCUUCCGCAAUGCGGCCGAGAAGAAGGCGGCGGGGGUGGCCGGGGUGGCGGUGGCGCAGACGUCGCCGCAGGUGGCGCCGGAUGUGGCGAAGGAUUCGUUGCUGGCUAACCUGUUCGCUGGCGUCUCGGCGGUGAAGGCGGCGUACGCGCAGCUGCAGCUCGCGCAGUUCCCCUACGACGCGGAGGCGAUUCAGGCCGCGGACGCCGCGCUGGUGGCGGAGCUCACCAGGCUGUCCGACACCAAGCGGCGGUAUCUCCGGGACCCCGCCGCGGCGGCCAAGAACGCGGCGGCGGCGGGGCACACCGCGCUGUACGCGCACGCCGAGGAGCAGCGGCAUCUCCUCAAGACGUACCAGAUCACGGCGAGGAAGCUGGAGGGCGAGCUCCGCGCCAAGGAGGCGGAGGCCGACCGCGCCAGGAGCUCCCUCACCGCCGAGCUCCGCGCCGAGCGCGCCAUGGAGGCGCGCCUCCACCCCGGGCGCACCCUCGCGUCGCUCGACGAGCUCCACCUCUCCGGCCUCAACCCCACCCACUUCCUCACCGCCCUCCGCCACACCGUUAAGUCGAUCCGCUCCUUCUCCAAGUCAAUGCUCAACUCGAUGCAGUCCGCCGGUUGGGAUCUCGCCGCCGCGGCGGCCGCCGUGCACCCGGGCGUCCAGCUGCGCCGCGCCGGGGACACCAAGUUCGUCUUCGAGUCCUACGUCGCCAUGAAGAUGUUCGCCAAUUUCCACCGGAGGGACUUCAACCUCAGCUUCUUGGACGAGCGGGAGUUCUACGACCGCCGCCGCUUCUUCGAGGAGUUCACGGAGCUCAAGGCGGCGCCGGCGAGCGCCUUCCUCGACGCGAGGAACGCGCGGUGGGGCGGGUUCGGCAAGUUCCUGCGCGCCAAGUACCUGUCACUGGUGCACGCGAGGAUGGAGACGGCCUUCUUCGGGAGGCUGGAGCAGCGCGGCAUCGUGAGCGCCGGGCCGGGCUUCCCGGAGAGCUCGUGGUUCGCCGACUUCGCCGAGAUGGCGCGCCGCGUCUGGCUGCUGCAUUGCCUCUUCUACGCGUUCGACGGCGGCGCCGAGGAGGACGGCGCCUCCAUCUUCCAAGUCCGCACCGGUGCGCGCUUCUCCGAAGUGUACAUGGAGAGUGUCAGCGACGGGCGCUCCGACGAGGCCGCCGCCGCCGCCGCCGAGGAACGCGUCGUCGGGUUCACCGUGGUGCCGGGGUUUAGAGUUGGCCGGACAAUGAUCCAAUGCCGGGUCUACCUGUCGCGGCCGGGACGGCGGCCAUGAUGGGUUGUGACAAAGCCGUCUUGUUUCAGGUGUCCGGCGGAUGAUAAAGGGGGAGGAAUGUCCAUUUUGGGGCGGCCGUCGAGGUCUCCCGCCGGCAGCCGGCUGCGGCGGCGGCGGCGGUGUUGGUGAUGAUGAUCAGUGGGUGGUUAUGUAUCUAUUAAGGGAUGUAGUGGUGGUGAUCAUAAUAUAAAUGGCAUUUUAAGUUUGGAUCCAUUGGAGCAAUCAGAAAUGUUCUUGCAGUGUUCUUGUCUCGGAUCAGAUUGUCUCCUGUCACUUGCUUGUUUUGCAGGGGUUGUACUCUACACAAGAUGGAACCAAAGAUCCAGUUCAUGAGCAUCCAUGUAUGUUGGGUGGUAACUACUGCUACUACUAACUGGUUAGCAUAUUCUUGCUCCAAUUAUGCGCUUAUUUAACUUGUAUAUUAAAUCAUGGGGGUUGAUCUGAUCAAUGUGGUCUUAGUUCUGGAAUGGUGUUCUUGUUUCUGGGGAGGAACAAAACAAUAAUAAUAAAUACUUUUUGGAUGUUUGUUGCGAUGGCUUUGGCAUGUUGGAACUUGUGAUUUGCUGUUUUGCAGUUGGUUGCCUCCUUUUGGUGGUUUGUGAUCAAGAGCUAAAGUUAUGCGCAGUGCUUAUGGGCGACGGCAUCAGCAUGGACUAGUUAAUCUUGCUGGCUUCUUUAAUCUUUAAGCCAAGCCGCCUGGUUUGGUUUGUUAUGAGAACAAGACAAGGUGAGGAUCAAAAGCUUUUCUUUCUUUGGCUAAUGUCAAAUACUCACGCACAAAACGGUUCUCCACUCUUUCAGUGUUGCUGUCUACUGGAUUAGCUCAGUUUUGCUGACAGUGUCAAAUAUAAAUGAGGAUCAUCAGCAUAGCUGAGCUGUUCGUGUUGAUCCAUUACUUUUUUUUUCUGUUGCAUCAUUAUAGCACCUCGUGUACAAGUACAACCUCUUUUCCUUUUUUGUGUGUAAGAAAGUGAGGUCGUAUUUUCAACUAAUUUUUUUUCUCCUUUUGCUUUUCUUUCUUAUUUGUUAAGACAAUGAUAACUGGUGCUAGCUUUGGUUUGGGAGCAUGAUACACAGCUAAUUUGCACUAAGCAGCAACAGAAAAAGGAUCGAGAUGUUGAACGUGAAAAUAA
Messenger RNA from Oryza sativa Japonica Group (Japanese rice), 3152 nucleotides. Its product is annotated as protein GRAVITROPIC IN THE LIGHT 1. Gene Ontology annotation, biological process: response to red or far red light; negative gravitropism. The record is from RefSeq and is a predicted model, not a curated record. Lineage: Eukaryota; Viridiplantae; Streptophyta; Magnoliopsida; Poales; Poaceae.